AUGAUCAUCGCUGUAACUUCUGUACGAAAUCCCACCAAACAAAAUGGCUCGCCGGUACCCCCUCUCAGUCCGAAAUUCGAGGCGAACGUUGGGUUUCCGGCCCAACGAAGUCCAUCUACUCCAUCCGUUCAUCGACGGAUGUUUCCACCUCCGUCGCCCACUUCUCGAACGCCGUCUUCUCAGCUUCCACCAUCUCCAAAAUUGAGUCGGACGCCGAAAAUGGCGCGGAAAGCGAUGCCAGCGUCGCCGUCGAUGUCAUCUCCACAGAUUACAAAAUUACGGGUUAAUGGGAGAGUUGUCAGGGUGACUGCCAUUAGACAGAGUGCUUAUUACUCUUCAUCAGAAGACGAAGACAGUGUGAACGGUGGAACACUUGGAAAGAAGGACUCCACACUGACACGCCCACCACAAACGGCACCACGGACAGCUUCUCUCUUAUCCAAUAAAAAGAAGGAGACGACGACGACGUCAGAUGUACCCCCACCGCCUAUUGCGAAAAACACGGCGGAACGACGAAGUGGAGGUCCAAGAAAGGAGAGAGCUGUUGAGGAUAUGUUGAGGCUGGUACAAGAGAAUCGAGAUCGAAAUGAUCAACAAAAGAAGGACUAUGGAGAGUACGUGCAGGCACGAAUCCGACCCAAAGCGCCAGGAGGAGAAGUGAUUCGGGUAGCCAGGCAAGACUACCGAAAUAGUAAAAUUAUUGUGACCGAUGGAGAGGCGAUACGGAUUUCACCGCAUCGAGAGGAAAUCGAAACAACAAUUGAGGAAACAACUUCAUUGAACGAUCAUCGCCAUCAUCAUAUUCUGGAGCAGAGUGACGAUGAAGCAGUUUAUGUGAAUACGACGAUUGGUGGAGGAUCGGGAAGGGUACCAUCGCCAAAUGAAGACUAUCAGAAUGCAGUUUUGCCGCUCAAACCAACAAAAGUGUCGUCGAAAAUCCAGAACGUUGUGAAUGCACUUCAGAGACCCCUUCUAGAUGAUGGAUCUCGUGUCUCUAUCCUCCCGAAACAACAGCUGACCAAUGGAGAAGCACUUCGAGAUGAUGAUCCCUUCUGUGCAAUCGAGAUUCUGCGGGAUCCCGCCCAUUCCUUCCUUCCGUCGUCUCUUCCCUUGCUAGAUCAGAGCUUUCGGAAUUGUUCUUCUCUUUUUCUUCUUGACAAGUUUCUCUAG
Molecule: messenger RNA, 1170 nt
Organism: Caenorhabditis briggsae
Lineage: Eukaryota; Metazoa; Nematoda; Chromadorea; Rhabditida; Rhabditidae
Exons: 7
Coding region: 1-1170 (389 amino acids)
Source: RefSeq, a predicted model, not a curated record